ACCGACUCCAGAGGAAGCAAUGGGGUCUGUGACCGGACCGGACGCCUCUACCUGUAUCACUACAACGAGGAGCAGCCGUACAUCCCACUGACCGAAAUCCAGAGGAUUGACACAGCCGCCAUCCUAGACAUCAAAUGGUGCCACGUUCCUGUUGCCGAACACCCCAUGGUUGGCAUUGCAAACUCGACAGGCGCCGUGGAGUUUUGCCACCUGACUGGAAGUGAGAAGAACAGCUGCAUGCUGGAGCCAUGCUUCAGGGUCGAUCUCGGUGCGCAGCGCCUGGCCUUGUCUUUGGACUGGUCCACAGGACGAGAGCAAUGUGGGUGCCCUUUGAGGGUGAUCAGCAGUGACUCCGAGGGGAAGCUGAAUCUCUUCUCCAUAGAUGAAUCUGCUCCUUCUGUGAAUGUCCUGAACCAGUGGGAAGCUCACAAAUUUGAGGCCUGGAUUGCUGCUUUUAAUUACUGGGACACGGAUAUUGUGUAUUCAGGAGGAGACGACACCCUGCUGAAGGGCUGGGACACCAGGCAGAGCCCAGAGACUCCGGUCUUCACCAGCAGGAGACACUCGAUGGGUGUGUGCAGCAUUCAGUGCAGUCCCCACCGGGAGAAUCUGCUGGCUACUGGCAGCUAUGACGAGCACGUGCUGCUGUGGGACACCAGGAACAUGAAGCAGCCGCUGGCAGACACCCACGUUGAAGGCGGAGUUUGGAGGUUGAAGUGGCACCCAACCUGUGAUUUUGUGCUGUUGGCAGCCUGCAUGCAGAGCGGGUUCAAAAUCCUCGACUGCCGCGGCAGCAUGGCUGAAAACACGGAGGAAUGUAUCAUCCUGUCAUCCUAUGUCUUGCACAAUUCCUUGGCGUACGGGGCUGACUGGUCGAGGCUCUGUCCGAAGGAUUCCUUGUCUGGACCACAGGACUCUGCUGCUGCGGGCCAGCCUUCGGAGGAGCUUGUGGGAAGGACAGAGGAAGCUGAGAGACUGAAUUUGCAGGUCCAAAACCUGAAGAUAAUUUAUGAGUCUCCUACAGCGACUUUUGAUGUAAUACUGGAUGAGGAGAGCGAAGGCCCUGCCUUGCCGCUCGAAGCAGAGGGGGGUCCUAAGCUGUCUGAGAAUCCUGACCUGGUCAGGGGUCCUGAUUUAAAGGGGAGCUCAGGUUUGGCUGGGGGUGUCAACCAAAGAGGAGCUCCUGAGUCAGCCAGCAGUUCUGAGUCAGGGGCCAAGAGACCCACCAGCAUGGGCCUGGACAGAAGCGGUGAUUCAGCCAGGUCUCCAGACAGCCCGAAAGAAAUGAGCAUUGUAGCGACUUGUUCUUUCUAUGACAAUAUCCUCCACAUCUGGAAGUGGGAGAUGAGCCUGGCGACCCCUUCGGAGACGCCAGGUACCACAUCUCCCUCUGAAAGAACGGUCAGAAGUUUGCAUUGA
Mesitornis unicolor (brown roatelo) is the source of this 1419-nucleotide messenger RNA. It is a transcript of the gene DPH7, whose product is annotated as diphthamide biosynthesis 7. The transcript has 8 exons. The record is from RefSeq and is a predicted model, not a curated record. Lineage: Eukaryota; Metazoa; Chordata; Aves; Mesitornithiformes; Mesitornithidae. Gene Ontology annotation, molecular function: protein binding. The annotation marks the transcript as partial.